UGAGGUUAACCUGAUUAAAAGGCUAACCUCACUUCGCGGGGUUAGCGUUCUCUACUUGCGGCCUGAAACAGCCUGAAAAGCACAUGUAAGCGGUAACAGGAGACACGUUUCGGUACUUGCCAAAUGAUUUUUAUGGGAAUCUAUUUGUAAGAAGGUAGUAUUCCGUUAAGAGGAAUUUGUUAACGGAUUUUUGAGUGCGUCAACGUAGCAGAAAAACCAUCAGGGAAAAUGUCUGUGGUGUCAUCGAGAGUUAGUAGCGUGUCAUCGCUUUUGAAGGGGCCUGGAAUGAGAUCCAAACUUAUAGGCCAGUCUAAUAGAGUAAAUUUUAAGCUACCGAAGAACCUAAAGAACAUUCUGAGUAAUUUUGAAAAUGGCUGCGAUCGCAAAAUAUACGAAGACUUGAUACGGAUUCUUCGUGAUUCCAACAUAAAGGACAAUGAAUUGAUAGAACUACUCACCGAUAUGCAUCAGUGUAUUCCACAAUUAGGACCAGUCCAUGGAUGUUUGGUGGGAACUUUGCUGAAUAUUGAAUGGAUAGGCCGAGGCGAGGGAGCUGUAUUAGCGUACAAAGGGUUUCUGGAAGAUCUAGUAUGCGCACAUGUUUAUCAUACAAAGUUUGUUGUAGACAGACUUGUUAAUUUGUUUAUGCCAGAUGAUGAAGCAACAGAAUGGGAAGAUGGAAAUCCAAGAGAAGAAGAUUUACGGAAAUUAAAUCACGUACAUGAUGCGUUGAAUAAGCUCUUAAAAAUAAUACCAAUGUCUGGUGGUCUUUUACUGCAAGCAGUUACUAGUGCUUAUCCUUACAUGAAACGUGGUACUCACAUACACCAAAGAUUUUUACAUGCUUUGCUACAAAUCUCGGAGUAUGCACCACAUUUACGUUCAGAUAUUUUGUCAUUGAUAAUCAACAGGUUAAUUAUAUUGGAUGUUAAUGCUCCUACUUCAGAGAUUGAGGAUUACGAGGAAGAAGAAAUGCAGGAGGAAGACACUGGCGGUGGAGGGGUAUUUAAUAUGGAGGACAUAGGGUCAAACGAUAAAGCAAAACCUUUGAAAGCAUUGAGGCAUCCUGUAGCGCAUACAUUAGACGUUUGUAUGGAGCAGGUGCUUUCCUAUAUUUACGGCUCCUGCCACGUUCAAGGAACUCUCGAACUGGAAUCCUUGAAGGGGCUUUAUCACGAGAUCCUACAGAUAUUUGAAAAAAUAAUACUACCCACCCAUGCCAGCCAUCACGUACAGUUCAUCAUGUUCUAUAUUUGUAGUUUCAAGGUGGUCGUAGCGGAAGCAUUUCUAAAUUGGUUAUGGCGAAAAGUGUCUAAUCCAAACGUAGCACCUGUGAUCCGUCAGUCCGCGGUAUCCUACAUUGCGAGUCUCCUCGCAAGAGCUGCGUUCAUGCCACUCGAGUUACUGACAGCAAUGCUGCAAGAAAUGUCACAGUGGGUGCAUAGUUACGUCUCUUCGCAAGACAGCCUGGAAUGUGUGAACAGCGAUGUCAGAGUGCACUCAGUAUUUUAUUCAGUUUGUCAAGCGAUGUUUUACCUCAUUGCGUUCAGACACAAGGAUUUGGUGGAUACAAAGAAGAAUUUAUUAAUUCUGCAAAGUCUGAAUCUCACGAAAAUAGUGACCUGCAGACUAAACCCGUUACGAGUUUGCCAACCAGCAGUAAUACAAAACUUUGCAGCAGUAACGAGGACCUACCAGCUGGCAUAUUGUUACACGGUCAUCGAGCGAAACUCUCGAAGUAAUCUUCCAGUCCUUCAGAACAGUAAUCGGCUUUCAACGUGGCUGGACACGUUUUUCCCAUUCGACCCGUAUGCUCUUCGGCUAAGCAGUCACAGGAUAAUUUCCGUGUACAUACAUUAUCAAGGCUCGGUGAAUGUCGAGUCAGCUACGGCAGGGUUAAAGGAUGAGACUGACGAGGACGACUUCAUGGACGAAUCCUUCCCUCAGUCAAUGGACUCUUACGGUCAUAAAGACAAAUUCUCGUACAGCACAUCUCCAGGAUUUAUACACACGUGAAAAUAACGCUCCAAACGUCCGUAGAAGAAUUCGUCCGACUAACUUCACGUCGAUCAGUGUCGAGGAUUAAUCCUUAUCUUCCCACGUUCACAUCGGAUCGAAAUAAACGUAUUCAUAUAUGCGACUUGUGUUCGAGUACAAUUUGAAUGUUGUACGAAUUGUGCCGCAUCGAAUCUUUGUUGUGCGGCUGAGCUGCGUUAAAAGUUAUCAUUUUCAUUUACUCUAUGGGAAGAACGGGAUCGAAGGAAGUGCUCUCCUAUGAUGAUCGUUAAUCGGUGAAACGCACAUCUUGCUUUUCGGUUAGCUCGAUCUAACGUGUGUUGUUUUAACCGUGGUCAGACGUUUUGAAUAAGAAACAUGUAAUAUUUAUUGUUAUACUUUACACAUCAGCUCUAUGUACAUAUCUGGUGUUCUAUUUUGAGGGAGGGUCCCUUGUGUCCGGACCGGCAAUAAGUGUAGAGAUUCGCUUCGAGAUCUAAGACACGCUGUCGGCCACUAAGACUUAUAUAUCCUUUUUUUUCCUUUUUCUUUUUUUACCUCUUCCGUCGACCGGCAAUUGUUCUCCGUCGUCCAGCGGCGUUUACCUUCUUGCCUCUUGCUUUAUCCAUAACACGAGCGUCGCUUCUAAGCGUAUGUAUAAAUAAAACCGUAUCAAAAAGUAGGUCUAA
Molecule: messenger RNA, 2684 nt
Organism: Orussus abietinus
Lineage: Eukaryota; Metazoa; Arthropoda; Insecta; Hymenoptera; Orussidae
Gene: Tif-IA
Product: RNA polymerase I-specific transcription initiation factor RRN3
Exons: 8
Coding region: 229-2016 (595 amino acids)
Biological process (GO): transcription initiation at RNA polymerase I promoter
Cellular component (GO): nucleus
Molecular function (GO): RNA polymerase I general transcription initiation factor activity; RNA polymerase I core binding
Source: RefSeq, a predicted model, not a curated record